ACAACGCUCGCGGUGUCGGAAGUGCUGCGGCUCUUCACACCGGAAGUUGAACUAUCAGCUGAUCGAGGUGUUUUUGAUGGAAGUUGCCGUUGGAACUGUGCAGGGUUGUGGGGAUUUUAUUAUUAUUGUCUCGAUCUGACGAGGAACAUCAGCGAAACCGCAGCGUUAAAGGACAGAUUUGAGAAGCGGGACUGGAUCCGAGGAAUGUGAAUGGGACUGAGAUGUUAUGGUGUAAAAUUCGCUAGCUGUUGAACCUCAAGUGAAGAAAGAAAACAAGGCAGCGCGAGUGUGUGUACGUGUGUGUACGUGUGUCCUGUGGACGUGUUCGGACGUGUUCGUUUCGAAACCGUUAGCUGGAGUCUGAGAGGACAGAGAGCUGACUGUCUUCCAUCAUUCACACAGAGCCACAGGCUGCUUUAAUACACCCGAGAAUAGAGUAAGAAUAAACAAGCGUGUUUAUUUACAUCAGAAGGGUGACUGGGUUGCACAAUCUCUCUCUGUGUGUGUGUGUGUGUGUGUGUGUGUGUGUGUGUGUGUGUGUGUGUGUGAUGUUGGCACAUGUCGGGUUCAGUGUACUCGAGUGUAUUCUGAGCAUUUCGCUGGACUGAUUACAUUGCAGUCUAAUCAGAGGAAAGACAACCUGUGAGCAUCGUCCUAUAGAACAAACGUCUCAUGUGUUUAUUUCACUUUCCGAUUAACAAAAAGAUGCAUUUCUAACUGACGGGUUUGUAUCUUCAUCCCGGUAUUAUAAGUAUGCACACACUGAUGAUCACCAGACAGAGAAGUUAACACGAUCUCUCUAAACCCGAGUCAGGGAUCCGGUGCGGAACAGAACCGAGCUUCAGUACACGUCUGACGGCGUUAAACGGAGGUUGAUGUGGCCUGAGACAGAGGUGCAGGCGACACUGACGUGUGCGUAGCAGAAGGGGUUUGGUGUGUGUGUGUGUGUGUGUGUGUGUGAGAAAAAGAAGCUCUGGCCCAGUCCGAGAAGCCCGCUGAGAACUCAAUGCUGGAUCUGGAGGUGGUUCCUGAGCGCUCUUUGGGAAACGAACAAUGGGAAUUCGCAUUAGGAAUGCCAUUGGCCCAGGCCAUUUCCAUCUUGCAGAAACACUGCCGUAUUAUGAAGAAUGUCCAGGUGCUCUACAGCGAACAAAUGCCACUCAGUCAUGACCUCAUACUCAACUUGACUCAGGAUGGAAUUAAACUGCUGUUUGAUGCCUGCAAUCAGAGACUGAAGGUUAUUGAAGUGUACGACUUGAGCAAGGUGAAACUGAAAUACUGUGGAGUACAUUUUAACUCUCAGGCAAUAGCACCUACCAUAGAACAGAUUGACCAGUCCUUUGGCGCUACUCACCCAGGAGUGUACAAUGCUGCAGAACAGCUUUUCCAUCUGAACUUCAGAGGUCUCUCAUUCUCCUUCCAGUUAGACUCGUGGAGCGAAGCCCCGAAAUACGAGAUUCCUCAUGGGGCUACAGUGAAGAGGAUGUAUAUUUACACUGGAAACAACCUACAAGAAACCAAGGCUCCGGGGAUGCCCCUGGCCUGUUUUCUUGGAAAUGUGUAUGCCGAGUGUGUGGAUGUUCUGAGGGAUGGAACAGGGCCUCUGGGUCUGAAACUGCGCCUCCUCACUGCAGGCUGCGGCCCAGGAGUGAUGGCUGAUGGCAAAGUGCGGGCACUUGAAAGGAACAUCUACUUUGGUUAUUCUUGCCAGGAUGUCCUGAGUGCUCUAGGCUCUCCACAUAAGGUUUUCUACAAAUCUGAAGACAAGAUGAAGAUCCAUUCUCCGUCUCCACACAAGCAAGUUCCGUCCAAGUGUAAUGACUACUUCUUUAACUACUUCACCCUAGGAGUGGACAUUUUGUUUGAUUCCACAACCCACCUGGUAAAGAAGUUUGUGCUUCACACCAAUUAUCCCGGCCAUUACAAUUUCAACAUAUACCAUCGAUGUGAUUUUAAGAUUCCACUCAUCAUUAAAAAAGAUGGACCUGAUCCUCAGGAAGAAGACUGUACCCUCACCACCUACAGCAAGUGGGAUCAGAUCCAGGAGUUAUUGGGACACCCCAUGGAGAAACCAGUGGUGCUUCAUAGGUCAUCAUCCGCUAAUAACACUAACCCCUUUGGAUCAACGUUCUGCUACGGGCUGCAGAGGAUGAUCUUCGAGGUGAUGCAGAAUAACCACAUAGCAUCAGUGACCCUGUACGGAGCCCCUCGUCCUGCCAGCCUUCCACGUGCCGAGUCAAGUGCUCACUGAGAUUCCCGUCUUGUCCAGUAGGGGCCCACCGGUGCAGUGUGCCUUUCCUCACUGCUGCCAUUACACAAGCUAGAGAGCCAUGUGCUGGGUGUUCCUCGGUUAUCCUUCAUCUUUCUGCUGCACACCAGGAUGGGUGUCCUCCCUCCAUCCUAUUUAUGGAAACACACAACAGCCUGCGUUGCUACUUCUCUUUUCUUCCCCUGUCAGUGUUUCUGUCAGAAAAGCAUAGUGAAGCAUUUACACUCACACACACACAUACACCGGGACACAUUUACAUUUGUGAACAUCUGACAGGCUUACAGUAGCUGUUACCGAUUUAGAUUUCAAAAUUUGUCUUACAUAAUUCAAAACCUUUUUUUUUUUGCUUUCCUGUUGCAUUAAACACUCUGUAGAUAUACCUUCACUUCAUUUCAGUACAGCAGUGAUGGCACACCGAGCUCACCCUGAAAGAUACUUGGCGUAUUGGCGUCUACUGCAUGAAUUAAUGGAUUACAAUACCCCCCCCCCCCCUUUUUUUUUUUCAGGAAUGCGUGAUGUAAAUUAUUACAAGCACAAAUGAGUUGCGUGGCGAAGGCGUGUCAGUUCUGCGACCUUUUUCUUGCACGAGUUUCUCGCAUACAGACACAAAGUGGCCAGCAUGUCCCUUUGCAGUGCUGUGCAGUGCAAUCUUCAGCUUAGCAUUAAAUCGGUUGGCCCUCUUCUUUGCGUGCUGUUUAAAGGUAAAGCAUUGAUUUUUCACAUUUGCACUAAACAGGCAUCAUAUUUACUUGAUUGACUUCUUGACUUCUUUCCAUUGAGGACUGUUGGGAUAUAAGUGUGGGAGGAAACCUCAUUGAUUUUUAAGCCCUUAAUGCAGCCUUUUGAACUUUCAUACAAUAUUUUUCCUCUCACUUUUACCCUGUUUGUGCAUUCGAUUUUACAGUUUCAUGCAUUUUCAAUUAACUUAAAUUAAUAAUAAUAAUUAAAAAAAAAAAAGUUAAAACAUUUGCCAAAGAUGGAAAAAUACUAAGCAGACCAUUUUUAUUUGACAGAAAGUUAAUACCUUUUUUGUUUCCGGGUUACACCCCAGAAAUCCUUAUUAUUAUAAUUAUAUACUCUUAUUUAAAGCUAUUUUAGUACUAGAUAUUCUAUCCUCUCAAACAUUGUUGUGUGCUUCUUCUUUUUUCUGGUUUCUGGUCUACAGAGAGGUCUGGUAGUGUAUAUGUCCCAGACAGACAUGAAGUUUUUCUCUCUGUCUCUGCUGCCGUGUCCGUUGAUGUACAGAUCUGUAAAUAGUGUAAUCUUGAAGUCUUCUCCAUUUAAGCUCAUGGUACAGUGUGGGUUCAGAUCAAGUUGAACCAUGGAAAUCUCUUGUCAAAUACGCUUCAUAUUGUCCUUUCCUAUUGAGUUUUAAAACCUGGGUGCUUCAGAUGCACACUGUAGCAGCAGCAGCCCCAUGUUUGACCAGUGUUAGGAGACAAUGUAAGAUGACUGCAGUGUUACAGGACUGCUGAAGGAUCUUUAUUUUUUAUUUUUUUUUUAUGUUCAUCUAAAUAAGGGGGAGUCUAAUCAUCCGGCAUUCGUUUGGUGGUUCUCUUGCUAAAUAAAACACACCUGAUUCACCUCAUCAUUUCAUUACCAGGUUUGGAGUUGUGUUUAACAAGGGAAGUCAUGAAUCGUGCUACAGUGUCACUCUGAAGGACCCAUGUGUUUUAAAAAAAAAAAAAAAAAAGAAAGAAAACUGAGCCCUACAGUGUCGAAUGCUUUUAGAUAGAAAUGUGUGGCGAUGUUUUCUUCUGUAGCAGGAGAGUCUGCCUCCACUGAACAAAGCUGCAGUAUGUGUUAUAGGCGUAUGUGGGCAUUGAUUGGUCUCCUGUGCAUAUGCACAAGGAAGGUUGUGGUUCAUGUUCUUAGUUCUACCCCCUCGCUUACAGUUCUACAUGGAAAAAAAAGAAACUAAAAGCUGCAACCUGUUGUUAGGACUGUCAUCUACUACCAAGUUUGACUUGAGUGCAAAUUAAAUUAUUUAAACUGCUGUGUGUAUGAUUGAGCAUGUACAGCUAAACUAAAAAAAAAAGGUGUACUGUCUGUUACAGCUGCACAAGUAUGUAUGAAAGGAAAAAUGUGAAAGGGAUUAGGAAAUCAAGUCCCAUACUUUUAGUUUAAAAAGUACUUUGGUAGAAAAUCCAUGAAAACCCUGUUUACCUGUAACGACACCUUUUUACAUUCGUGGCACCAGAUGAUUCCCAGCAGGUCAUUCAGUUGCUCAUGACUCAACGUUCACACUGGUGGUUGUGGCGCUUCAGCAGAACGAAGCAUGCACUUUGGUAGAAUCUAGUCGAAGUUCUUACAAAUAGCUUUUACAUUCAUACGAGGGUAUUUUUUACGUGCACAACUCGAGUCUCGAGUUCAGAACUUCAUCCAGGAAAAUUCUGAAAGGAAGCAGCACAACCACUCAGUCUGCCCAUUUAAGAAACAUUUUAGGAGAGUAGUUUGAUGGGCCAAUUGCCUGCCCAAUCUCAGGUGGAUUUUUUUUUUUUGAAUGCCGGGAACAGGUUUUCAUCAGCGUUCUUACUUCCUGUUUAUGACAUUAUGCUAAUGUUGCAUUGGAACGAUUCAGAAACGGAACUUCUGUUCGGUGUAAUUCACAUAUAAAUGCUAUGUAUUGUAGUUCUGACAUAUGUUUUCACCCCACCCUCAAAAACUAUUUUUGUUUUGUUUUGUGGAUUCAGUAUAUUUAACCCAUUUCUGGAAAUGGGAUUCUUAAUUACACAUGAAUCACACUUCAUUGCAAUGUGGUGUUUUGUAUUUCGCAAGCGACACUUAGAAAAUUGGUAUUUAACAGGUAUUCUUUUUUUUUCUCUUUUUUUGUUCAUUUGUUUUUAAAGCAAUAACUCUUAGCUGUGGUAAAGAAUUCAUCGAAAAUGGCCAGCUAUAAGCUUGCACAAGGCCUCUGAUAAACCCAUGCAAAAAUGCUGUGACUAGUUUUUCUCUCGUCUAGUCUACUGAAAGCACGACGUUUGCAAUUUUAUAAACUGCAUUCAUGUUUUGUUCAUUAAACAUUGUUACAGUGUGUUCAGCAAGAAUAACAUUUGAAGACUGGAUGUAAUAAAUAUGGGCAAAAUUG
Silurus meridionalis is the source of this 5357-nucleotide messenger RNA. It is a transcript of the gene phaf1, whose product is annotated as phagosome assembly factor 1. The transcript has 16 exons. Gene Ontology annotation, biological process: Golgi to plasma membrane protein transport. The coding region runs from base 1007 to 2251 and encodes 414 amino acids. The record is from RefSeq and is a predicted model, not a curated record. Gene Ontology annotation, cellular component: trans-Golgi network; dendrite; synaptic vesicle membrane. Lineage: Eukaryota; Metazoa; Chordata; Actinopteri; Siluriformes; Siluridae.